AUGGUACACCGGCAUUUACGUCUGCCGGAGUUCUGGGCUCGAACUUUGGCCAGUCGAGGUGCCUCUGCGCUUGCUGUUCAUUUCGGUGACCGGCCGGCUUGGACCUUCGGUCGAAUCGACGCCUAUGCCAACCGUGUAGCCAACGCCCUUCUCGCCGAGGGCUUUAAACAGGGCGACAAUUUCGCACUCAUGAUGGAGUCGCAUCCGGCUUACAUCGCCAUUUGGCUUGGAGCAGCAAAGGUGUGUUCUGUGUGUGCUCGAGGUUUGGCUUCUGUGCGCGAUCAGUGCCAGGCUGAACGCUGA
Molecule: messenger RNA, 303 nt
Organism: Protopolystoma xenopodis
Lineage: Eukaryota; Metazoa; Platyhelminthes; Monogenea; Polystomatidea; Polystomatidae
Source: the annotation of a GenBank genome assembly